AUGGAUUCUCAGAUCAAGCACGCCGUGGUUGUUAAAGUGAUGGGGAGAACAGGUUCGCGUGGUCAGGUGACUCAGGUAAGAGUGAAGUUCACAGACUCGGACCGUUUUAUCAUGAGGAAUGUGAAAGGACCGGUGAGGGAAGGAGACAUCCUCACUCUCCUCGAGUCCGAGAGAGAAGCCAGAAGACUCCGUUGAUUCUUAUGCAAAGUCUUCUCAAGAUUUAACAUUUUGAUGGUCAUUUCUCUUUUUGUUUUUCUCUAAGAAAACUGCUAUGUGUUAAUUAGUCUUUAUUGUUCAGACAAUGUUUGAAGAAUUUUUAAGACUAAACAUAUGUGCCAUUAUUAUCA
This is a messenger RNA of Brassica napus (rape), 347 nucleotides long. Its product is annotated as 40S ribosomal protein S28-2. The record is from RefSeq and is a predicted model, not a curated record. Gene Ontology annotation, molecular function: structural constituent of ribosome. Gene Ontology annotation, cellular component: ribosome; cytosolic small ribosomal subunit. The coding region runs from base 1 to 195 and encodes 64 amino acids. Gene Ontology annotation, biological process: translation; ribosomal small subunit assembly; maturation of SSU-rRNA. Lineage: Eukaryota; Viridiplantae; Streptophyta; Magnoliopsida; Brassicales; Brassicaceae. The transcript has a single exon.